AUGUCUGCGAUCAUAGUGUCCGGGAAGAGAUCAGCGCUGUUCCAAGAGCUUCCUCCAAAGAGGAUCCGUUGUUCUUCUUCCUCCCCGGUUCGCCUCUCUCCCUCUUCCCUCCUCCACCACCUCGCCGCCUUCUUCCCUGACAUGGAUAACCACCUCCUUGAGAAAGCCCUUGAAGAUUGCGGCAACGAUAUCGACUCCGCCAUCAGAAGCUUAAACCAGCUCCGCUUAGGAGCACCGCCACCUCCUUCUCUUCAUUCCACUCCCACUGCAUCUGAUGCUACUCUUCAAUCGCAAGUUGUAGUAGGUGAAGCGAAAUGUGAUGCAGAAGUUUCAGCUAAUGAGGAUUCGGUCGCUGGACAAAAUUAUCCUACAAAUGGUGCUGAAUGGGUGGAGCUUUUUGUUAAAGAAAUGAUGAAUGCUUCAAACGUGGAUGAUGCCAAGGCUCGAGCAUCAAGAAUGCUAGAGGCGUUGGAGAAGUCCAUUUGCGUGAGAGCAAGUGUUGAAACAGAGCGAAACUUCCACCAGGAAAAUACGAUGCUGAAGGAACAAGUGGAGGCUCUUGUUCAAGAAAAUGUGAUUCUGAAGCGUGCUAUCUGUAUUCAGCACGAACGCCAGAAAGAAUACGAAGACAGAAAUGUAGAGUUGCAGCAAUUGAAGCAAUUAGUGUCACAGUACGAGGAACAGGUAAGAGCUUUGGAGAUAAACAAUUAUGCAUUGACAAUGCACCUAAAGCAGGCAGAACAAAGCAGUUCCAUCCCUGGGCGUUUUCAUCCAGAUGUUUUCUAG
Molecule: messenger RNA, 786 nt
Organism: Sphenostylis stenocarpa
Lineage: Eukaryota; Viridiplantae; Streptophyta; Magnoliopsida; Fabales; Fabaceae
Source: the annotation of a GenBank genome assembly